This is a messenger RNA of Racocetra fulgida, 382 nucleotides long. The record is from the annotation of a GenBank genome assembly. Lineage: Eukaryota; Fungi; Glomeromycota; Glomeromycetes; Diversisporales; Gigasporaceae.
AUGACGAAAAGUUCUGAAAAUAUUCCUCAUUCUACACCAUCCACUUCAAGUAAUGUCAAAAGUGCCCAUCAAAAUAACCAGCCAAAUAAUAAUAUUACACCAUCUGUCUCGAAUAGUAUUGAAGAUACACAUAAUACCAAAAAUACACAUAAUAUCAAAAACACACACCAAGAUAACCAACCAAAUGAUAAUGCAUAUUCAGUAAAACGUAAGAGAUCUGAAGAAAUAGAUGAUCUGUAUAUGAGUUCAUUACAAACAAGAAAAGACAAACACGUUAAUGUUGAUUUUGAAAAUCAAUCAAAAUCGAAUGUAAACCAGGAUGAAAAAUCAAUAAAAUUUAAUGAUGCAACUCAAAAAAAUUCUACACGUAAUCGCAAGAAAG